This is a messenger RNA of Echinops telfairi (small Madagascar hedgehog), 1690 nucleotides long. It is a transcript of the gene SPIN1, whose product is annotated as spindlin 1. The record is from RefSeq and is a predicted model, not a curated record. The transcript is spliced from 8 exons. Gene Ontology annotation, biological process: gamete generation; regulation of DNA-templated transcription. Bases 508 to 1296 code for a protein of 262 amino acids. Lineage: Eukaryota; Metazoa; Chordata; Mammalia; Afrosoricida; Tenrecidae. Gene Ontology annotation, cellular component: cytosol; nucleoplasm.
AGGCCGGGAGGCGGGGAGGCGCCGUCUGGCUCGGGUUUGAGUCAGGCAGGGAGCUUGUGAAGAGGGACGGCAGGAGCUCCGUGUAAGGUUUGCGGACGACAGCCCUCUGGCGGGUCGGCAGUGACGCCCACUAGCACAUUUCCAAUCCUAUGCGGUCCUCCGGCAUUCGCAGCACCCUCUCCUGGCUCUCUGUUAAAUACUUCGGCAGCUUUCUGUUGUACGAGAUUGAUUGACGGCAUCUUACUUCAGGCAUAGACACACAUUUCCAAGUGUUCCCAUCGGGUUUGGCUCAGUGACAGUGAAAACAGACCACGUUCAAGUACCGUUAGACGAAUGCAGCGCUGCAAGGAGUGCUGGUGAUUUCAAGUAUUUUUGCUGAAUUUGUAAGACAGACACUUGGAUGGUGGAUUAACAAAAACAUUGAAAUUCUGUGAGAAGUUUUAAAUUGGAGAAGAUUGAGUUUUCACCCUAGUCCAGCAGCUGUGCUGCUCACUUAGAUACAGAUGAAUGAAGACCCCAUUUGGAAAGACACCUGGCCAGCGGUCCAGAGCUGAUGCGGGACAUGCUGGUGUGUCUGCCAACAUGAUGAAGAAAAGGACUUCCCACAAAAAACAUCGGAGCAGUGUGGGACCCAGCAAACCUGUUUCCCAGCCCCGGCGGAACAUCGUGGGCUGCAGAAUUCAGCAUGGUUGGAAAGAAGGGAAUGGACCCAUUACACAGUGGAAGGGAACAGUUCUGGAUCAGGUUCCUGUAAAUCCUUCAUUGUAUCUUAUAAAAUACGAUGGAUUUGACUGUGUUUAUGGACUAGAACUUAAUAAAGAUGAAAGAGUGUCUGCGCUUGAAGUCCUCCCUGAUAGAGUUGCAACAUCUCGAAUCAGUGAUGCACACUUAGCAGACACAAUGAUUGGCAAAGCUGUGGAACAUAUGUUUGAGACAGAGGAUGGUUCUAAAGAUGAAUGGAGGGGAAUGGUCUUAGCACGUGCACCUAUAAUGAACACAUGGUUUUAUAUUACCUAUGAGAAAGAUCCUGUCUUAUAUAUGUACCAGCUGUUAGAUGACUAUAAAGAAGGCGACCUUCGCAUCAUGCCUGAUUCUAAUGAUUCACCUCCAGCAGAAAGGGAACCUGGAGAAGUUGUUGACAGCCUGGUAGGCAAACAAGUGGAAUAUGCCAAAGAAGAUGGCUCAAAAAGGACUGGCAUGGUCAUUCAUCAAGUAGAAGCCAAACCAUCUGUCUAUUUUAUCAAGUUUGAUGAUGAUUUCCAUAUUUAUGUCUACGAUUUGGUAAAAACAUCUUAGGUGUCAUCUCGAACUUUGCCAAACUUGUGGAACUAUUAAAUAUAUAAUUUGUAGACAUAAAGACUUGAUUGCUUUCCAGUUUAAUGAAAGCUUACGUGUCCCUGCGAACCCACAAUCUUUGCCAGCAAACUGUUUUGUUCUGAAUAGUACAGAUAUAUGUGAACUUUUGUGUAAGGAACUCCUUCAUCUUAAAAGAAGUCUUGUCUCUUUGGAGAGGAGUUACAGGCAAAUUUGGUAGAAGUUAUGCUAAUAUCAUAAUUAUUGAAAACUCUAAUAGAUCUUAACCAUUUUCCCCUUCACCCUCACUCUCUUAUUUUGCUGCCAUAAUGCAAGUGUAGUUUGGUAUUUUUUGUUAUGGCUUUUUUUUUUUAAUCUAUCUAUCUAUCUAUAUAUA